AUUGUCAAACUACAUAAACAAGCAGUUUUGUCAUGCAUGAAAGAAACAAACCUGUGGAAUGCUUCUUUUCACACCAUAGGUAACACAUCUCAGAACGAUAGUCUCUAAUGUGUCUUCAGGGCAACAGAAAAGAGUCUGUAAUAAGUGUCACAAAUUGAAAAUAUCAGAAUGGGAUAAAUUGCUCACAGAACGAUGGUCGGGCACAUUAGUCUUUCUUUGACGCGAUGAUUGGAUGACUUUCCGGUCUCCUGAAUAGGGAAUCUUGGGGUCGGAUAUGGAUAUUUGGAUGAUGAAACCAUUUGAUCCAGUAUUUUGUCUGUCUAUGAGCACUCCGCUUUGUCUGGUUGAUUAUAAAUAGGCCGUGGUUGAGCUUGAGGUCUGGAAUGCUUUCUCCUUCAGGUCACUCAUUCAUACAAUCGACCACCCAACUUCCAUUCAUUCUCAGCAUUAGGGUCAAAAGCAAUUAGAUCUUUACAGGGAUCUGGAUUAUCGUACAAGAUGUUGUCCAAAACCGUCAUUACCGCCCUCUUGGUGACUGCUGCAGUUGCUCUGCCAGCCAACACUGCUCCCCGGUCCCUUACGGAAAGCGAUUCUAACACAAUGGCCAAGUCCUAUGUCCCCGAGGCUGGGGCUGAUGGCCAAGGUGACGCUACCCCCGAAAAGGGUUUCUAUCCCUAUCACCAUCAUCCACCAGGAGCGGCUGAUAGUGAAGCCGAUGCUCUUGAAAAGCGUUUCUAUAUCUAUCAUCAUCAUCCACCAGGCGCGGCUGACGGUGAACAAGCUGCUGAUCUGGAUAAGCGCGACCCUAAUACUCUUGUCAAGUUCUACAUUCCCGAAACGUCGGCUGGCAAGGAGUAAAGUGGUGCCGACAUGGCACAACACCUUAGUUUCUAGUUGGCGGAUUAAGCAUAGGUUGUUGCUUGAUGAGAUGUGUCUAUUUUGAUUGUAUUUCAUGCAAAUUGCUUUUUGAUGUUAUAUUGGAGAGUGUGAGUUAAAUUCAUUUGGAAACUGCUAAGAUUUGUGAGUAGUUGAAUAGCUUUGUUGAAUUGAUAACUGGCUAGACAGUUC
Talaromyces stipitatus ATCC 10500 is the source of this 1068-nucleotide messenger RNA. RefSeq lists its product as uncharacterized. Bases 499 to 858 code for a protein of 119 amino acids. The transcript has 2 exons. The record is from RefSeq and is a predicted model, not a curated record. Lineage: Eukaryota; Fungi; Ascomycota; Eurotiomycetes; Eurotiales; Trichocomaceae.